AGGUAACCAUCCACACGACUAUACCAGCCAUCUGGAUCUCACUGGGUCACACACGCCCAAAAUCGGACACCGAAUAGUGUACUACGAGAAGCCAAGAAUGAACAACAUCCUGACAUCUCAGACAGAGCCGUACGACCUGUCGUUCUCCCGGUCCUUCCAGAACCUCACGCACCUCCCACCGUCCUACGAGAUGGCCAUGAAAGUAGACUUAAGCGGUAAGGAUGACGAGUACUACAUCCGAAAGCACCAUUUACCCGAUCCGACGCCUCGCGGCGGCAACCUGCAGACACACAUGAUCAAGCUGAACGUGGAUCCACCGGCGCAGCGCCAGAAGCCCAAACGCGUGCAGCGCGCCAUGUCCCAGGACCAAGUGCUCUCGCCCGCACACUCCAAACCGCACCGGGACUACGGCCUAACAUCGUACAGCGGCGGUGCAGGCGGUCUGUCCCCGUACCACGGACGCAUCCUCUCCGAGGAGCAGCUGCUGUCAGCUGACCGACUGCACUCCCAGGACCCGCUGCUCUCACCGGAUAAGAUGUUGUCCUUGCGGCGCUCCGAUUUCCGGGAGAAGGCCAUGUCGCGGGCGCUGUCACAUACGGACAUGUUCGUGCCGACCACACCGGUCAUGGACCGGCACUACAAAAUGAUGAAGAUGCAUUCGCACCCCAGCAGCAGCAACAACGAGUCCUACAACACACUGACUGUGAACAGCGCGCAGGUGGGCAACAAAAGGCAGGCAUUCGCCAGCCGCCGCAUGCAUACAGUGGACCACCUGCAGUAUAUACCUGGACAUCACCAUCAUCAGUACAGAACCGCCAGCAAGACUGAAGUAACUGUCUGAGAGAGCGAGACGGGAGAGAGCGAAUGAUGUCAACAAACAAUCCAACUGGAGGAAUUUGCAGCGGUGUCCCACUUCAACAGGUUUCUUUUUUUAAGCGUCCCACCUUGACCCGUUCCCGCUUCCAGCGCAAGCUUUCCACUCCAUCAAUUCCGGGUCGGCUUGGGAAGGAUCCAGACUUUCUUCUCGCACGUAGAGCAAACGCAAGGGCUU
Messenger RNA from Sinocyclocheilus grahami, 1051 nucleotides. Its product is annotated as protein shisa-6 homolog. The transcript has 4 exons. Gene Ontology annotation, cellular component: postsynaptic membrane; postsynaptic density; dendritic spine membrane. NCBI's taxonomy places the organism in Eukaryota, Metazoa, Chordata, Actinopteri, Cypriniformes, Cyprinidae. Gene Ontology annotation, biological process: regulation of AMPA receptor activity; regulation of short-term neuronal synaptic plasticity. Bases 98 to 841 code for a protein of 247 amino acids. The record is from RefSeq and is a predicted model, not a curated record.